AUGAUGAAUUCAGAGCUAUUAGAUAAAAACUUUGGAGUAUGUUUCCCUGAAGAAUUAGAUGGUGUGUUGAAUACUCAGUCUGGCACUGCAAACUGUUGUAAAUUCAACCGAUGGGGUUCUCUUAUCGCCGUGGGAAGUAUUGAUGGUCGCGUAUAUAUUUUUGAUGUGAUAACGAAGGGUGUAGUUAAAAGUUGGGUAUGUCAUGGUUACUCGAUAACGUCAUUAAGUUGGUCUCGUGAUGGACGUAAGUUGUUAACAGCUAGCAAUGAUUGGUCUGUCGCAGUCUGGGAUGUUAUGGAAGGAAUGCGGAUUGAGAGACAGAUUUACGGAUCACCUGUUUUAUGCGCAAUGUUCAAUCCACGAAAUGAUAAGCACGUUUUAGUUGUAUAUUUGGGUGCUUAUCCAGUUCUUCUUGAUUUGGAAGCAAAGCGACAAACUGAAAUAAAGUAUUCGGAGGAAAUUGAUGAUCAACCAGGCGAAGUCACCGUUGGAACAUUUGAUCGUCGUGGAAAGUAUAUAGUUACUGGUAGUAGUAAAGGUCGUAUUGCCUUUUAUGAUGCGAAAACAUUGGAACUUAUCACUUACGUCAAACAGAAUGCUGCACAUCAGAUAAAAAAUAUUUUAAUUACUCGUCGUGGUGAUUUCCUGAUAACGAAUUCUCAAGAUCGAAUUAUACGAACAUAUAAACUAGAUACAUUGCUGCAACGGCAGUGUGGGAGUGUUAUCGAGCCAUUGCAGAAGCUUUUAGAUAUAAUUAACAGGGUUUUUAUUCGUCUACCUUCUUUUCUCUUUUGGUUGGAAACUACACUUGUAAACACUUUAUUUAAUCACACAAUCCUUAAGCUAGGAUGUUUGAAAUCUGUAAAAUUCAAUUUAUAUAUAUAUCAUGUUCAGCAGGUCAGAGGUUAAUC
This is a messenger RNA of Thelazia callipaeda (thelaziosis nematode), 911 nucleotides long. The record is from the annotation of a GenBank genome assembly. Lineage: Eukaryota; Metazoa; Nematoda; Chromadorea; Rhabditida; Thelaziidae.